Alternaria postmessia is the source of this 582-nucleotide messenger RNA. RefSeq lists its product as uncharacterized. NCBI's taxonomy places the organism in Eukaryota, Fungi, Ascomycota, Dothideomycetes, Pleosporales, Pleosporaceae. The record is from RefSeq and is a predicted model, not a curated record. The coding region runs from base 1 to 582 and encodes 193 amino acids. The transcript is spliced from 2 exons.
AUGUCGCAAUUCUUCAACUACGGUGCCCAGCAGCACCACGCCCAACAUCUCAACGCCCACUCGCACAACCACCACGGCGGCCGAUCGCGGAGGGCGCCCCGGAUCUCGGCUCAGCAGCACAACAAGCAGUUCCGCCAAGUCCGCACCCCCAAGGAAUUCAACGUCGAGCCCCCCACCCUCAUCGCAUACAAGCGCGACUUCGAGGCUGCCAGGUCAUUCGACAUCGAGGACGAUGAGAUGUUCUGCCCCUUCCACCUGCUCACCGAGGAUGAUUUGCAAUCCAUCCACUCUUCCGGCUCAGACCGCUCCUCGCUGUCGAGCGGCUCGCCCGAGCAGUCGCCUCUCCAGCACCAGCUGCAGCCAACCCCCUCUUUUGUCCUGUCCUCAGCGGGACCCAACCCCUACACCCCUGUCGGUUUCCAACAGAACAACUCGCAAACCAAGCUACACCAGCCACUAGCCCAGCGUACACGCAAUGCCAUCCCCAUUGUUGACCCCUCGACACGAGCUGUUGCCAGCCCACCUCCCUCUGUCUCCCCCAACCGACAGAUGCAGCAACAGUUCAUGUCGCGACGCUGGUAG